This is a messenger RNA of Rhizopus microsporus ATCC 52813, 849 nucleotides long. Its product is annotated as putative aromatic ring-opening dioxygenase LigB subunit. The record is from RefSeq and is a predicted model, not a curated record. Lineage: Eukaryota; Fungi; Mucoromycota; Mucoromycetes; Mucorales; Rhizopodaceae. Bases 1 to 849 code for a protein of 282 amino acids. The transcript has 6 exons. Gene Ontology annotation, molecular function: zinc ion binding; ferrous iron binding; oxidoreductase activity, acting on single donors with incorporation of molecular oxygen.
AUGACUCUUGAUUCUCAUAUGCGUGCACCUGUAUUCUUUAUCUCUCAUGGAGGUCCCAACUUGCUGGAUAACAAGGAAAAGCCUGGAGAGUUUUAUACUUGGUUUGGUCAAUAUAUUCAGCAGGAACUGAAGCCAAAGGCUAUUGUAAUCAUCAGUGCUCAUUGGCAAGGUGAAGGCAAACAUGGCAUUUUCGUGGAUACAUCAGAGAAGCCCAAGUUAAUAUAUGACUUUUACAAUUUCCCAAAGCAUUACUAUGAAGAAACUUGGGACCAUCAAGGCUCGCCUCAAUUAGCGAAUCGUGUCAUUGACCUCUUAAAAAAGGCUGGCCUUAGUCCAUCAGGGGAAAAGUAUGGCAAUGAUCAUGGUGUUUGGGUUCCAUUGAAGCGGGCAAUGAAAUCUAACCCAGAUAUUCCAAUUGUUGAAGUAUCCACAUUUGCUCAUGAAGAUAUGUCAAUGCAUAUCAAGGUGGGUGAAGCAUUAGAAUCACUCAGAGAUGAAGGUGUUGUUAUUAUUGGUAGUGGAAGUGCAGUUCAUAACCUACGAGAGCUCUGGAGUUCGAUGAAUAAGCCAGUACCAGGUUUUGUUUAUAAUUUUGAUAAAGAACUGGAUCAAAUAGCUUGUGAAUUAAGCGGAGAAGAGCGUAACCAAAAAGCAAAUGAAUUAAAUAAGCAUGCUGAUUUCAGAAAAUGUCAUCCCACAGCAGAGCAUUUGGUUCCCUUUCAUGUUGCUAUAGGUGCUGCUGGUAAUGAUAAGGGUCGAAAGUUACUGACUGAUUAUAUUGGUACAUUAAGUUGGUCAUGCUAUGGAUUUGGAUUAUCAGAAGAUAUCAAGCUGCCUAAUUUCUCCUAA